UAAACCCGAAUAGGAUCCGAAUUAAGCAGGUAAAGGAUCCGACACAGUCGAUUGUCACCGAUCUCAUCCGAUUUUCCGUGUUAGUUUGUUCCAAGAAGAACACGCUUUCCUGCUCACAUAUCACGAAUAUCGGUGAGCACCUGAACCCUUGAUUGAAUCUCUUCUGAUCGAAACCGGAAUCCUAGGGUUUCAAAAUUUCCUCACUUUCCUCCUAUCUUGCUAGUUGAAAGCCAGCCCCUUUCCUGGUUCGUUUCGGUGUGGGAUUCUCAUCUUAUUAGUCGAUGAUCUAUGGCGGUUAGAUAGUGUUAGCAGAAUACCAGGUUGGGAUCUCGAGAAUGAGAGCUGUGAAUUUACUGUAUAGCUCUAGCAAUCCCAAAUUUCGAAGGAUUCUCAAUGGUCUUUGUGCUGUAAUCCUAUUCUUCUUCUUCUUCCUUGAUCGGAGCGAUUUCCUCAGAAACCCUUUUACAAAGAAUCUGUUUUUCGUUGACGGAAGUAAUCGAGGAUUGGUUUCCGACAAUAAUGGAUUUAGCCAGUAUACUGUAAUUCGUCGACAUAUGGUUGAAGUUGACAAGGAAAGUUCUGGUAAUAACAGCUUGAGUGUUGAUAGUACUGUGUUGUGCUCUGGGUUACAUGAACACAGAGGUUAUGCUGAUCAAUGCGAGUUCUUGAAAUCGAACCCGGUUUGCUCUCCAGAUGGGUUCUUUGAUUACCUGAGCUUCUUUUACUGCUCCUGCAGAGAUUUUAGGAUCUUGGGUUACUUGGUGUUAGGGGUUUGGCUUGUUGCUUUGUUUUAUCUCUUGGGUAAUACUGCUGCCGAUUACUUUUGUUGUUCGUUGGAGAAGCUUUCCAAGCUUUUGAGGUUGCCUCCAACUGUUGCUGGUGUUACUCUACUUCCACUUGGUAACGGAGCUCCUGAUGUGUUUGCGAGUAUAGCUGCUUUUGUAGGUUCGGACAAAGGAGAAGUAGGUCUUAACAGCGUCUUGGGCGGUGCUGUGUUUGUGACUUGUGUUGUUGUUGGGAUAGUUUCGCUUUGUGUUGCGGAUAAAGAAGUCAAGAUCGAUAAGAAAUGUUUCAUCAGGGACUUGAGUUUCUUCCUUUUCACAUUGGUGUCUUUGACUGUGAUCUUGAUGGUCGGCAGAGUGACUGUUGGUAUCGCCAUUGCGUUUGUCUCGAUCUAUGUGCUUUAUGCUUCUCUAGUGGCUGCGAAUGAGAUCUUGAGGAAACAUUCCAGGAUGUUGAAGCUUGAUUCCAUUACACCUUUGCUCCCGAUGCAGGGGAGUGUGUUCUCGCCAAGUGUUGAAGAUGAUAGUCCUAUGUACAGCUCGUUGCUUGAACUUGACACCGAGGAAGGUCCACCUCGGCUGCAUGAUUCUCUACCACAGUGGAUGUGGGCUACAAAUGUCGCCAUCUACUCCAACCAUUUCACGAAAGCCAAUGUGCAUGAUGAAGAAAGACCUCCAUGGGGAUGGACUGAAGAUGGUGGAGAAGUCGAUAGCUCGUUAUGUGCUAAAGUCACAUCCUUUUUGGAAACUCCACUCACAGUUCCUAGACGUUUAACAAUCCCAUUGAUCGAGGAAGAUAGCUGGUCGAAGACGUACGCUGUGGCCAGUGUCUCAUUGGCUCCUGUCCUGCUUUCUUUUCUUUGGAGCAGCCAAGAUAAUGUGAGUCCUCAAGCUCUCGUUGUAGCUUACUUUAUAGGAAUUGCGAUUGGAUCUGCUCUUGGAUAUCUAGCGUAUAAAAACACAGAACCUGAUCGUCCUCCACAAAGAUUCUUAAUCCCUUGGGUACUUGGUGGAUUCAUCAUGAGCAUUGUAUGGUUCUACAUGAUUGCAAACGAGCUCGUUGCUCUGCUUGUGACGUUUGGUGGAAUCUAUGGAAUCAACCCGUCGAUACUCGGUUUAACCGUGCUUGCUUGGGGAAACUCAAUGGGAGAUUUAGUGUCAAACAUAGCAUUGUCGAUGAACGGUGGAGAUGGUGUACAGAUCGCGUUAUCGGGUUGCUACGCAGGUCCAAUGUUCAACACGCUUAUUGGGUUAGGUAUGUCGAUGCUUCUUGGUGCUUGGUCCAAGAAUCCAGAGACUUACAUGAUCCCGGAGGAUGAUAGCUUGUUCUACACUCUAGGGUUUCUGAUAUUUGGGUUGAUUUGGGCUCUCGUGAUGCUCCCACGCAACGAGAUGCGACCGAACAAAGUGAUGGGCAUUGGUCUGAUCACACUGUAUCUGAUAUUUGUCACUUUCAGACUCAGCUCCGCCAUGGGAUUCAUACCUUGGGCUGCUUCAUAACGCCAUUGUAACGAGCUUUGAGAUCUGUACGGUACGAUACGAUUAAGAUUGUAAUCAGCUUACCGUAUACAUCAUCUAGUUAGAGAAAGCCAGAAAAUCUUGUUUGUAUUAUGUCAAUGUAACUGAUAAUGAAUCGCUUUGGUUGAUCUCGAUCGUAGAAAAUAAAUGUUUUU
Eutrema salsugineum is the source of this 2455-nucleotide messenger RNA. Its product is annotated as cation/calcium exchanger 4. The transcript has a single exon. The record is from RefSeq and is a predicted model, not a curated record. Gene Ontology annotation, molecular function: monoatomic cation transmembrane transporter activity. Lineage: Eukaryota; Viridiplantae; Streptophyta; Magnoliopsida; Brassicales; Brassicaceae. Gene Ontology annotation, biological process: monoatomic cation transport; transmembrane transport. Gene Ontology annotation, cellular component: membrane. Bases 336 to 2282 code for a protein of 648 amino acids.